AAAAGCUUCUGAUCAACUUAUGACCCGGUCUCUGACCGAAAUCAGAUGUUAUCAAGUCUACGGUGUCUAUCAGUCAUUCCUAUUUUGACGUCAUUCGAGGUCUUGGUUGAAGAUAACUUUCAUUUCAGCAUUAGGACGUCCACAGAAUCAUGGCUAGGCACAAGCAAUCAUUGCAUGGUUUGCAGAAGAAGAGAAGUAAGAUGCAGAAGCGCUACCUAUCGAGAUGUGAUGGGAGAGUACCAGACGAUGAUUUUAAGACAGUUCCAUCAGAUACACCUAUCAAAGAAUGCCCUAGAUCCGUACCAGAUCAUAUUCACCUUGAAGGUGUAGGUUCGGUUAGUGACAUCCCAAAGGAGAUAUUCGAAAGCGGUAAUGGAGGAUAUUGUGGAUCCGAGGCCGAUGCUGUUCAAGAUAUCUCGUUUAUGGAUUACAAUGAUACCAACAUCAAUGAGCUCAGCAAACUGGAGCUGCCUCCCGUUCAGCUCAGUCGAUGCGUGCAAUGUGGAAAGGAGAUAUCCGAUGUGAUUAGCAAGGACCAUCUACUUGAGUUAUAUGGGCGAGUUUGUUACGGAACUCAGUCAAUUUAUGACCUAUAUUCUACCCUUACUCGGUCUGCAAUAAUCGGUGGCUUCGGGGAUUUAGACUAUCGGCACGCCCGUGAAUCUACAUUUGGGUCAGCCUCUGAAGUCUCCAGCCCGGAAACAAUUUUCGACUACGAUCUAAGCGUAAUUUGCUGUUGGUGCGAAUACUCUCUCCUUUAUGGUAAUUUAGGGACCAUGGGCCAUUCACCAUAUUUCACCCCUAUUUCCAGUCCCGGGUCGGACAGCUCCUUUUUACAUGACCAUUAUACGACAAAAACGGUUACGGAUACAGACGAGUCGCUUGCGGAUGGGAACGGAAUACCGAUUUUCCCUCUCGCAGUCCAAUCUCAGGAUUGGCUAAAACAGCACGAUCAAGAAUUCGUGAAUGAAUGUCAAGCAGGUACUCCUGAUGAUCAAUCCAAGUUAAAUCACUGGAUCACAAGCGAAAGUCUUUGUGACAAUAGUCUAGCUGGAACGAUUACCUCGGCUACUACUGGGAUGGAAACCCAGGCACCCGUACAGCUCUCGGAAGAGUGUCAACCUGAGAAAAUUUUGGAAAAUGAAAAUCGACAGUCAGCAACGAGCAUCCAACCAAAUAGCGACCAGUCCACUGCAAACAAAAAGUCGUGGGCUUGUCCAUGGUAUAAAAAAGACUCACUGAAAUAUCAGGAAUGCUCAAAGUACAAGUUGCAACGCAUAAAGGACGUUAAACAGCAUACCUGGAGGAAGCACAUGAAGCCUGAUAUCUACUGCCCCGUAUGCUUCGAGCUGUUUGCAAAUGCGAACGAGAGAGAUGAACACGUACAACAAAAAAGCUGUGACUCACGGGCAAGGCCAGAUUUUGACGGCAUCUCCGAAGAGCAAAGAAAAGAGCUGAAUCAAAAUGCAAACCGCGGAAAAAACGAGGUGGAUCAAUGGUACUACAUGUGGGAUACUAUAUUCCCCGGGACGUGUCGUCCACAAUCUCCAUACCUUGGUAAAGGUUGGGAGAAGCUACUACCUCUACUUCGAAAUUUCUGGAAUAAGAACCAACCGAAAAUCCUUUCGAAAGCCCUUCAAGCCUCGGUACCUGUAUCCAACCCCCAAAACAUCCAGUGUGUCAUGGACAAGAUCUUUGAUCUAUUCGAGGCAGAAUCAUCGUACUGGGGAACCAACCCCGAAAUAUCACUUGAAGAUGUACCUUCAGAGAUUAAGCAUGAGGAGCUAUCAAUACCCGAAAAUGUUUUCACUCACGACUCGUGGGGCCUAGCCCCUGAAUUACAAGACAAUUUAUUAGAGCACCAAAUGAUGCUUGAACCCGAUAGUCUAGAACAAAUGAUAGGAAACCACAUCAACAUGGAUCUCAGCGCCGGCCUAAACGAUUGAGAUCUAGUCACAGAUAUAGAUCAGGCGAUCAAUCACGAUGGGAUCAAUGUUACCUAUGCUUCAUCAUGUUCAUCUAGAAAUAUCUUUGUAGAACAAGGACCGAAUCGAAAGCACUUUGAAUGAGAAACGACGUGUUCAUGGAUAUACCUAUGUAAUGGAUUUCUACCUCUAUUCUAGCGGGUUUGGAAGAAAGGGGAAUGAAAUGAAGAAAUUCGAAAUUUCGGGCUGGACCGGUGUAGAGGAGAGUGUAUAAGAUUGUAUAACUAUCCAAGUUGCGUGAUUUUCCUAUAUUUUUACAAUGC
Annulohypoxylon maeteangense is the source of this 2248-nucleotide messenger RNA. RefSeq lists its product as uncharacterized. Lineage: Eukaryota; Fungi; Ascomycota; Sordariomycetes; Xylariales; Hypoxylaceae. The transcript has 2 exons. Bases 150 to 1946 code for a protein of 598 amino acids. The record is from RefSeq and is a predicted model, not a curated record.